Chara braunii is the source of this 1210-nucleotide messenger RNA. The record is from the annotation of a GenBank genome assembly. Lineage: Eukaryota; Viridiplantae; Streptophyta; Charophyceae; Charales; Characeae.
GCGUUUUCAGGUUGCGGAUCAGGUUUUUAAUUGAAAGCUUCAACAAUCGAGAUGAAAGUAAAAAUGACGCAAAUCGUACCCGCAGAUUCCGCACCCAUCAAACCGCCGUCAAAUUUACACAAGAGUCGAGCCUUGGAAAGAUAUCACAGAGUUUCUCUUCAAACUUGCAUUCGCAGUGCUGAAGAGUUCGCCGAAACUUCAGAGAGUUAUCAGGGAAUGUGGUAGUUGACUUGAGUCUGAAACAGAUUGGCAGAGCGCCUCCACUCUUCGAAAACAUGAAUCGAGAUUGAUGAGCUCCACUCGUCCGAGAGGCUGAAGCAUAAUGCCAGCUUGAUGAGCUCCGCUUGUCUGAGGCACGAUCACAGCUAAAAGAAAAAGGUGUCAAUGACAGAUGGCGGUUAACAUGGACUUGAGCGGCGGAUCGUAGCAGAGACUCAAUUUCUUCUGUCUCUUCGAACCCCAAGAUACUUCGGUCAGACAUCAAACAGCAGUCUCGCCUGCUUCUGAUUAUGCUCCGACAGCAACUGUCCAAUUCCUUUCACGAGAAGGAAGAUCCAGCUUUCUCCUCUCUUUCAUCGUCUUUACUGACUUGGAUUGUUCUACGUGUAGGAGGGAUUCGCGAUGCAUCAUCUCGCAUUUCAAUCCUAAGAGGUAAUAUCUCAAAGUAUGUGGCCAAGGGCAAGAGCUUCGUAAGUUGGCAAGUGGCGAUCCAUAAGUUGUCGAAGGGCAAGAGCUUCGUGGCGAAGGGAAGAGCUUCGUGGCGAAGGGAAGAGCUUCGUGGCGAAGGGCAAGAGCGUUGUGGCGAAGGGCAAGAGCUUCGUGGCGAAGGGCAAGAGCUUCACAAGCUUCACGUGCGUUAUCAGUUGGUAAGUGCAGAUCCAUAAGUCGUACAACUUGUACUAUGUGAAAGGCUAAGUGGAGGUCUAUGUGUGUGGAUGAAUUCAGUCACAUUUCUACUGACCGAAACGGAGUACUUAGUCCUAUGAAUCCUAUGAAUAUGGGUAUACUCAGAAGCUUCAGUUGUGCUGCUAUCAGCUGUCAGUGGACAUCCAUAAGUAGCCGUUCUAUGCGGAUGUGCAAUGCGAAGUGGAGUCCUCUUCCUGAUGAGGUAAGUUACAUCCGCACUGAGUGCAACAGACUGAUUCCCUUGAGAUAAGCUACAAUUAUAUGAAUGAUUAUUUCAAUGAUAUGAUAAACAAGAGUACCCUGC